Sparassis crispa is the source of this 870-nucleotide messenger RNA. RefSeq lists its product with no specific name. The transcript is spliced from 7 exons. Gene Ontology annotation, biological process: fatty acid beta-oxidation. The record is from RefSeq and is a predicted model, not a curated record. Gene Ontology annotation, molecular function: enoyl-CoA hydratase activity. Gene Ontology annotation, cellular component: mitochondrion. NCBI's taxonomy places the organism in Eukaryota, Fungi, Basidiomycota, Agaricomycetes, Polyporales, Sparassidaceae. The coding region runs from base 1 to 870 and encodes 289 amino acids.
AUGCUGGUCACCGUCUUGCGUCGGUCUGCUCUCAGCGCGCGUAGGCUUGCGUAUAGAAGACUGAUACACGCGAGCGCCGAUGCUGAAGCUUACCUCGAACCUAUAAAGUCUCACCCAGGCGUAACGUGUCUCCUGUUCAACAGGCCGAAGGCAAGGAACGCCAUUUCGCUGAGGCUCUUGAAGGAGUUUCGUGGAUGUCUCGACACGGUGCAGUUUGACAACAGCGUCCGCGUACUCAUCGUUCGUUCAUCUACUCCUGGCUCUUUCUGCGCGGGGGCAGACCUGAUCGAGCGGCGCUCAAUGACAAAGCCCCAGGUGGAUAAGUUCCUCGUGGAUCUGCGCGGCGCGCUCGGGACGCUCGAGAGCCUGCCUAUGCCUACCAUCGCUGCCAUCGACGGGCCUGCGUUAGGAGGUGGUCUUGAGCUUGCCCUCGCAUGCGAUCUUAGGGUCGCUGGACAUACAGUGACCAAGAUUGGGUUGCCAGAGACGCGCUUAGGGAUCAUUCCCGGUGCAGGUGGUACGCAGCGUAUCACGCGUUUACUCGGGGUGUCGAAGGCGAAGAGUCUCAUCUUUACUGCUCGCACCUUGUCUGGCCCUGAAGCGGAGGCCUGCGGCCUUGUCGAUUACGUUUCUGCCCCCGAUGCGACGGCGUUCGAUCGCUCACUACUGUUGGCGGAGGAGAUCAGUGCGAACGCACCUCUGGCGCUUCGAGCUGCGAAGCAGGCAAUCUCGCGUGCGCCGGAGCUUGGGUUGGAAUCAGGUCUCGACUUCGAGCGAGCUUCGUACGAACCCCUCUUGAAGAGCAAGGAUCGGACAGAAGCAUUGGAAGCAUUCAGGGAGAAACGGCCCCCUGUUUUUAAAGGGGAAUAA